Anarrhichthys ocellatus (wolf-eel) is the source of this 5857-nucleotide messenger RNA. It is a transcript of the gene uba1, whose product is annotated as ubiquitin-like modifier activating enzyme 1. Gene Ontology annotation, molecular function: ubiquitin activating enzyme activity. The transcript is spliced from 26 exons. Bases 1611 to 4784 code for a protein of 1057 amino acids. NCBI's taxonomy places the organism in Eukaryota, Metazoa, Chordata, Actinopteri, Perciformes, Anarhichadidae. Gene Ontology annotation, biological process: ubiquitin-dependent protein catabolic process; protein ubiquitination; DNA damage response. Gene Ontology annotation, cellular component: nucleus; cytoplasm. The record is from RefSeq and is a predicted model, not a curated record.
UGGUAGUGUUAGCCUCAGCUAGUUGGCUAACAUUAGCUAGUUAGCUAACAUAGCGGCACAAGUAGGAAAAAGUCGUUGGGUGGCUAGAUAGCUCGAAAGCUAACUGCACACAAGCUAACAACUACGCAGUCGUUUGAUCUGCGUUAUUGGUAGUCAUUAACGUUAGUUGCUGUCGGCUAGCUGAACCUUUUCGGCUAACCGAAGCCAAGAAGCCACUGGCACGUAACCGUUAACUCUAAAUUGGAAUUUGCACAUUUCACGUGUACGAGAGUGCUGUUUUAAGUAGUGCUCUGUGAUGAAUACCGUUAACUGGCUGGGAAGCUAGUUGGCUACAAACAUUAACUUGGAUGGACGCGAUGGCCAAAGGAAGACACUAGCUAACUUGCAUCACGCAACGUUUGCUUGAACCUACUGAUCGCAUUUCAUCCCGAUAGAUGUGUUUUGGUCAACGUUUCAAUGGGACGACUAUCGAUAAUAACGACGUUACCACAGUAACGUCAUAUUGGCUAGUAUCUCCUAUUGGCUUGCCAAGUUGAGAAGUCUGUUAACGUGUCAUUAAUAUCAAUACGUGUCGGCUCCGAUAGAAUAAUGGUAAUUAGUGUUUUUUUUUUUUUCAUUUCGCAGCAAAGCGAUGAGAAUGGGGAUCCCCUUGACAUGUGUACCCGAGAAUAUGCGGCCCACUCUUUCCCUGGGCCUUUGUCAUUUGCCAGGCACCCCCUCCCCCAAUACUCCUCCUUUGCAAGGAAUGCUCACCCCUAACCUCAGUGUAACUGAGGGCCUAGACGCUCAGCAUCACUCUAACUAGCAAGUAGCCUAGUGUUGUACCUGUCUGUUAUCAUUGGGGCACCAUCAGACGUAUGAUGUGUUUUUGCUGGACCCAGGGAAAGUUAAAAUAUCUUGAAAACACAAUACACGAAUUGGCAUUGCAGUGAGAAUACGUUCAACUUGGAUACACCCUAAGAUGUUAGUCUAGGGGUGAUGCAUUGUGUCACGAAUGUAAGUUUUGUGUUGCAUGUCUGGUUCUACAACGAGAUUUCAUUCAGCACCGAUAAGGUGGAUCUUCACGUUGAAAAUGUGUUUGGAUCUCUGCGCUCGUGCACUUGCAUCAGACAUGCUUUGUGCGUUUUUUUGAAUAAUUAUAACAAAAAUAAUAACACGUUUGGUACACGGUAAUUCUUGUGGUCAUGCAGUUCAUUGUACAGUAAUAUACAUGCCAUGCAUCUUCUGGUUGCGAGGGCGGGUAUAAAGCGCGUUGGCUUAUGUUUAGCAGCCAAUGAGAGGAGCUUCUGGCCGAGCAGCGUGCUCGCAUCACCCCUUUCCUGCUGAAUAUUUCAGCCCAUGCGUCACAGGUUCUCCGCCCCUUUCUCCCCAUCUGCCAUUUUGGUUUUGUUCCCGUCUGCAGUCGCAAAGCCAGCAACGCAAUUACAUAGAAGAGACUCUCAGCACAACGACAUAGUGACUCGACAUUAUAGCGCAGACCAGCCUAAUACCGCAUCGCGUUUCUUUUCUUUGUACCAAUCGUCGAAUUUACAUUCAUCAAUACUAUUGACAUCUAGAUACUGCGGGAGAGGAGCGGGUUCGCAUCGGGUAGGAACCGAGAAGGAUUAUUGAUGUCCAGCUCGCCGCUGUCCAAGAAGCGUCGCUUGUCAGGAACAGAGACGAAGACGGGAUCCCACUGCUCCUCCUCUAACUCUGUCAGAACUGAUCUGUCCCACACACCUGCCAACGGCAUGGCUAAGAAUGGCAAUGAUGCUGAGAUCGAUGAAGGCCUGUACUCCAGACAACUUUAUGUGUUGGGCCAUGAUGCUAUGAAGCGAAUGCAGAACUCCAAUGUCCUUAUCUCUGGUAUGAGAGGUCUUGGAGUGGAGAUUGCAAAGAACGUCAUCCUGGGAGGAGUUAAAAGUGUUGCUGUGCACGACCAAGGAGUGGCAGAAUGGAGAGACCUCUCCUCUCAGUUUUACCUUCGGGAGGAGGACCUGGGAAAGAACAGAGCCGAGGUGAGUCAGCACCGUCUGGCUGAGCUCAACAACUACGUGUCUGUGACCGCCUACACCGAAACACUCACUGAAGACUUCAUGACCAAGUUCCAGGUGGUAGUGCUGACUAACUCCACUCUGGAAGAGCAGCACCAACUGGGAGAAAUCUGCCACAACAAAGGAGUCAAGCUGAUUGUCGCAGACACGCGUGGGCUGUUUGGCCAGAUAUUCUGUGACUUUGGUGUGGACAUGGUAGUGUAUGACCCCAAUGGAGAACAGCCAUUGACUGCCAUGAUUUCCAUGAUAACCAAGGACAAUUCAGGGGUUGUGACAUGUCUUGAUGAGACUCGUCAUGGCUUUGAGAGCGGAGACUAUGUCACCUUCACAGAGGUUCAGGGUAUGAUCGAGCUCAAUGGCUGCCAGCCAGUGGAAAUUAAAGUUCUGGGUCCCUACACCUUCAGCAUCUGUGAAACAGCUGGUUUUACAGAUUAUAUCAGAGGAGGAAUUGUCUCCCAGGUCAAGAUGCCCAAGAAGAUCUCUUUUAAAUCCAUCUCUUCCUCCAUCGCUGAGCCAGAAUUCUUGCUGACAGACUUUGCCAAGUUCGAGCGUCCAGGACAGCUGCAUGUGGGCUUCCAGGCUAUCCAUGCCUUCCAGAAGAAACACAACCGCCUUCCUACACCUUGGAGCCAAGCCGACGGUGAUGAGUUUUUGGCGCUAGCCAAAGAGGUGAACUCUGCCCAGACGGGGUCAGCUAAAGUGGAGCAGUUGGAUGAUGCUCUUAUCAAAAAGCUGUCGUUUGUUGCUGCUGGUGACCUGGCCCCUAUCAAUGCCUUCAUUGGAGGUCUGGCUGCACAGGAAGUGUUGAAGGCCUGCACUGGAAAAUUUAUGCCAAUAAUGCAGUGGCUGUACUUUGAUGCCCUGGAGUGCCUGGCUGAAGAGGAAGGAGUCGAGCUCACAGAGGAAGAGUGCGCCCCAAGGAACUGUCGAUACGAUGGGCAGGUUGCCGUGUUUGGCACCAAGCUGCAGGAAUUGCUGGCCAAACAGCGCUACUUCCUGGUUGGAGCUGGGGCCAUCGGCUGCGAGCUGUUGAAAAACUUUGCCAUGAUUGGACUGGCAGGUGGGAAGGGCGAGGUCAUUGUGACCGACAUGGACACCAUAGAGAAGUCCAACCUCAACAGACAGUUCCUCUUCAGACCCUCCGACGUUACGAAAAUGAAGAGCGACACAGCAGCUGCUGCAGUGAAGCAGAUGAACCCCUCCAUCAGGAUCACAGGUCAUCAGAACAGGGUGGGCCCCGACACAGAGAGGGUCUAUGACGACGACUUCUUUGAAAGCCUUGAUGGCGUGACUAAUGCACUGGACAACGUCGACGCACGUAUGUACAUGGAUCGGAGGUGUGUGUACUACCGUAAGCCCUUACUGGAGUCUGGUACUCUGGGUACCAAAGGCAACGUCCAGGUUGUGAUCCCCUUCCUCACAGAGUCGUACAGCUCCAGCCAAGACCCACCUGAGAAGUCCAUCCCCAUCUGUACCCUCAAGAACUUCCCGAAUGCCAUUGAACACACACUGCAGUGGGCCCGCGAUGAGUUUGAGGGACUAUUCAAACAGCCACCAGAGAACGCCAUGCAGUACUUGUCAGAUCCUAAAUUCAUGGAGCGUACUCUGAAGCUCCCCGGAGCUCAGCCUGUGGAGGUGCUGGAGGCUGUUUACAAGAGUCUUGUCACAGACUGCCCCCACAGCUGGGCUGACUGUGUAGCCUGGGCACGCAACCACUGGCAGUGCCAAUACAGCAACAACAUCCGCCAGCUACUGCACAACUUCCCCCCAGAGCAGCUAACCAGCUCUGGUGCCCCCUUCUGGUCUGGCCCAAAAAGGUGUCCUCACGGUUUAGAUUUCAGCACUAGCAAUGAGCUGCACAUGGACUAUGUAAUGGCCGGAGCAAACCUGUUUGCCCAGACAUACGGCCUGAAAGGCAGCACUGACCGUGCAGGUGUGGUGAAGAUCUUGCAGGAGGUGAAAGUGCCCCCCUUCAGCCCUCGUUCAGGGGUUAAAAUCCAUGUCUCUGACCAGGAGCUGCAGAAUAGCAAUUCCUCUGUUGAUGACUGCAGACUGGACGAGCUGAAGGUCCAGAUACCUUCCCCUGAGUCUUCCAACUUCAAACUCUGCGCCAUUGACUUUGAGAAGGAUGAUGACGCCAACUUCCACAUGGACUUCAUUGUAGCAUCAUCCAACCUGAGAGCAGAGAACUACGACAUUCCCCCCACAGACAGACACAAGAGCAAGCUGAUCGCUGGCAAGAUCAUUCCUGCCAUCGCCACUACCACGUCCGCAGUGGUGGGUCUGGUGUGCCUGGAGCUCAUCAAGAUUAUCCAAGGACACAAGAAGCUGGAAUCCUUCAAGAAUGGCUUCAUGAACCUGGCCCUGCCUUUCUUUGCCUUCUCUGAGCCCAUCGCUGCUCCCAAACACAAGUACUAUGAAAUUGAUUGGACGUUGUGGGAGCGCUUCGAGGUCACCGGGUUGCAGCCCAAUGGGGAGGAGAUGACACUCCGACAGUUCCUGGAUUACUUUAAAAAUGAGCAUAAGUUGGAGAUCACCAUGCUUUCUCAGGGAGUGUCCAUGCUCUAUUCCUUCUUCAUGCCUGGUGCCAAACUCAAAGAGAGACUGGACUUGCCGAUGACUGAGAUUGUCACCAAGGUGUCCAAAAAGAAGCUGGGCAAGCAUGUGAAAGCCUUGGUGUUUGAGCUGUGCUGUAACGACCAGACAGAGGAAGACGUGGAGGUGCCCUAUGUCAGAUACACCAUCCGCUGAGCUCCAUGCUGAACCCGCCCACAGUAGGGUGGGACUUGCAGGAGGGAGACUGGGGGGGGGGGGGCAUUCUAAGUGAGGAGUUGAGGUGGGGAUCGGGGUGGGUGGGUGGGUUUAUCCAGGUCAGCUCUGUUGGAUCAAUCAGUUUUGUUUUUUUAGGCCUUUGGUUUGAUUAAGCCUGUGCCUGAGUGUACAUAGCCCCAGGAAACGGAUUUAAGGAUACUUGUAUGUGUGUUAGGGAACCAGUUGUUGCUUGGCUGUGGGAACAGGGGUGUCAUUGGAGGACGGGAGCAUGUAUACAGGACCUCCUGAUGUUCCGCAGAAGCUCUCUGCUCAGUUUAAUGCUAAACCUUAGUGUUCUCUUGGUACUCCUAAACCCAGCUAGUGUCCCUCUGAAACAUCCUCAAACUCUAUACUAGCCUUCAGCUCUAAAGGAGGGAUCUUUUAAUCCAGCCGACUAUCUCCCCUCCACUCUAUUUGCUCUCUUCCCUCCCCAUACCUGUCUAGUAGACCUGGUCCAACAUUACUGUUUUGUUUUUCAAAGAUGCACCUCCCUUAAAUAAAAGACGUUCAGCUAUGAAUCCCAAAAAUAGUGACAUGUAUUGAGAUUCCAUUUUGACCCCAGGCCACUGCCCCUAAUUAUACCCGAGACCCUAAAUUUGAAACUGUACAAGCACCUGAAGACCCGGCCAAACCUGAGUCAACAGCCUCUCCUGACUGGAAAAUAGCCCGAGUAUCUCGCGUCGGCAGAAUAGGAACCCCUUGUCGGUUUGAGGCGCCCCUACACCCACCUCAUCUAGCACUCUGGCUUUGGAGGGGCUCUUGCACAUGACAUCAGUUUUCUCAUUAUUCUCUUUAUAUUUCAUGUAUUUUGUUUAGUAUUAUUAUUAUUAUUUUUUUUAGUGGGGGGGUGGGGGAGGCUGACAAAGUUUUGGCACACACACCUUGUAGAUCAUAAACGGUCUUCUUUCUACUUUGUUAACUCCAAAUGAUGUAAAAGUGUAAGAGCAAGGCCAAGAGAUGAAUCUUGAAAUGGGAGCACUUAGUGUGAUAGUGAAUAAACAUGUAAAAACACA